Molecule: messenger RNA, 3532 nt
Organism: Limulus polyphemus (Atlantic horseshoe crab)
Lineage: Eukaryota; Metazoa; Arthropoda; Merostomata; Xiphosura; Limulidae
Product: cystinosin-like
Exons: 1
Coding region: 229-1512 (427 amino acids)
Biological process (GO): L-cystine transport
Cellular component (GO): lysosomal membrane
Molecular function (GO): L-cystine transmembrane transporter activity
Source: RefSeq, a predicted model, not a curated record
CUACAGAAUCGAUCACGAGACUUGACUGUAUUAUUGAAUAGAUGAAAUAAUUACGGUAAUAUAUAUGUAAUUUUGGUUUAGGGCUUAUGUCUUUCGAUUUAACUUAAGUUCUAAUAGAUCCCGAAUAAACUUUUUUGGUCGGAGGCCUAACUGUUACUUCAGUUUUAAAAGUUAAAACGGCGUCUCAUAACGUGAAAAGUUAAUAUUACAAGUAGUAAUACUACUAGUAUGCCUACGACUUCAAAAAAAAUGUCGAAAUUGAGUAAUCUUAAUAAUAUUACUAGCAAUACUAAUGUUAUUGCAGAUUCUUUCUACCGCACUGGAUUUAGAACUUUAUUUAACUUUAAGCAAGGUUCUGUAAACAUAUUUUCUAUGAUAUUUGGAUUGGUAACGUUGCUGCAGUUAUUUAUUAAUAUUAGUAAAGUGUCUGCGCAGCAAAUAGAAGUUUCACCUCACGAUCUCGCUUUCAGCAAGGAUUAUUUCGGAUGUUUUUCUGUUUACCUCAGCAAACCAGUUAACGUUGAUGUGGCAGUCAGUUUUUGGUAUGAACAUGGGAAUGUUAUUAAUUGCUUACCUAAUGAUUGGACUAUUCCUGAAAAUUCCAACUCAUCUUUGAGUUACAAUGUGACAGCGAGAGAAGCAGGGCAUACAACUGUUCGAGUCAACGUUACACCGAACGACUUCAUGGAUUCAGAAGCCUUUGUGAGAGUGAAUGUUUACAGGAACGAGGGUUUGAUAAUAUUAUGCUCUGUUAUUGGUUGGAUAUACUUUGUUGCCUGGUCUAUCUCAUUUUAUCCACAAAUAUACAUGAACUGGAAACGAAAAAGUGUUGUUGGACUGAAUUUUGAUUUUGUUGUAUUAAAUCUAACAGGAUUUUUCUGCUAUUCUGUUUAUAACUUAUGUUUUAAAUAUGUGUAUUCUGUGAAGUGUGAGUAUUUUAAUUUAUUUCCAACAAGUAUUAUCCCAGUUGAAUUAAAUGAUAUUGUCUUCGCUGUCCAUGCAACUUGUGCCACAAUAAUUACUGUCAUUCAGAUACUUUUGUAUGAAAGAGGUGAACAGAGGGUUUCUCGUAUUGCAUGCAUUUUUCUCUCUUGUUUAUUUCUUGGAGCUGCCAUAUUCUUGAUUGUAAUCUUUGCAGGAGGAAUUCACAAACAUCCUUGGCUUUCUUUGCUCUACUACUUGUCUUAUGUAAAACUGGCCAUUACUUUAACCAAAUACAUUCCGCAGGCUUACUUUAACUGUAAACGUCGUUCCACUUCUGGCUGGAGUAUUGGGAAUAUCCUGUUAGACUUCACUGGAGGGUUUCUGAGUAUUCUUCAGAUGUUUUUGAUUGCCUAUAAUUUUGAUGACUGGAUAUCAGUGUUUGGAAAUUUUACAAAAUUUGGAUUGGGAUUUAUUUCAAUUUUGUUUGAUAUAUUAUUCAUUGUACAACAUUACUGUUUAUUUCCAGAAGACAAAUAUUACAACAGGAUGGAAUCUUCAGACAGCUUGGCCAAUUCUAGUGAUGCAUAAUGUCUGUAAAUUGUUUCUAAAUAUACCUUAAAGUAUGAAAUCUGGUGAAAUUUAGAAAUACAUUUUUUUAUUUACUAAGGAUCAGAGCAAUUAGAAUAUCUUUUUCUUGUUAAUAUUUUUCAAUAAGUGUCUGAAACUCCAUGUAUGAGUAUUUGAUCUUGCUAGUGAGAGUGGAAAGAUUAUUUUUUUAAUAUCGGUGACUGCUAGAUAUUCAAGUAUAAAAAUGUUUCACUUAGAUACUCACAUCUGUGUGGAAAAUAAAACUAUUGCACUUGUAAACUUUUUCCUCAAGGAGUGUUUUAGUCAAAACAUUUUUCUUAUACCAACAUAUAAUAUGAGUACUUUCUUAGUCUUUACAGUAUGUUAAAAACUUUCAGUGGAAAAUUUUUUGUUUUAGCUGCUAGUAAGGUGAAGGAUUCUUUUAGAAUAAUUAAUUACUUUUAUCCAGUUAAAGGUUUAAUUUAAGAAAAUGGUUUGAAUGAUGUCAUUUAUGGUUUUCCAUUUAUUUACUUUAUAUUAUUAGUUAUAUUUCAAUUAUGAAAUUCAGUUUGAUUUUUAACUUUGAACUUUUAUACAACAGGUAACCAAAAAAUGCUAGGUUACACAUUAUUCUCCUGGUUUCUGUGAACGUAUGCAAAAAGAAAAACAACAUACAAAUUCAAGUUAAUUUUCUACAAUAUGAUGUUUGUAGGUUAUAAGAAAAAAUUAGCUUAUUAGUGUUUUUGAAAGUGAGUUAUUUACUAAAAUUUUGGUUGUAGCUGAAAAUAUUAAAAGGAUAACCAAAUGAUUCAUUUCAUUUUGAUUCGUUUAACAACUUCUGGCAUAUUGAUUUAUAACAAUGUACUUCUAAUCAGUCUAUCUAAAAUUGGAUUUAUUGAUUUUAUAACUUUUCUUUCUGAUAAUAUAUAUUUCUUAGCUACUGAUAAAUAAUAUUUAUCAGUUUACAUAUAUAUAUAUAUAUACAGUAUAUGGUUAUUAUUUUGUCACUUACUGAAUAAAACAAAGACUAAAAUAUCUAGAAAUACUGAUUUUAAUAGAACAUUGUAGUUUUAGUUGAAGGAAGAAAAAAAAUUAGUGUUUUGUUCUAUGAAGAAAUAAAUUAGAUGCAUUUGUUAUAUAGUAUAUUCAAGGUAGUUUUGUAACUAAUAUAAAGUUAGUUAAUAGGUAAAUAUGUGAAAUAGUUGAAAAAGUAUAUUGUUAAUAUAUGUAUUGAGUUAUAAGAGUGUACAUUACCUUUCACAGAACAGUGUUUUUCUUUAUUAAAAUGAUUUAUAGUGAAUAUAGUAAAUAUCCCUAACAUGCAAGAUGACAAACAAAAACACAUGUUAUAAAAUAAAGUGUUGAUGGUUUUGUGGUAUAUGCAGAGAAUAAUAAUACAUUGUUUUGUUUUUUCCAGAGUUUUAGAAAUAGUAAUUUCAUAAAAGAUUGUUACUUUAAUUAAUUAUAGCCAUGAAAGUAGUUGUUAUGAAUCUUUAGCUUAUAAUAUUCACACAUUAAAAAUUGUCAACUUGAAGAAGACCUAUUAUCAAGCUCAUAUAUUAGCAGUUUAAAAUAUAAACAAAUGUUUUGCCAUGUUACCAUUUCAGCUUUAUUAUAUAAUUACCAUUCAUUAACAAUGGAGAUGAACUGUAUCAUAUCACAUCUGGUAACUUGGUUUAAGACUGGUGGAGUUCUUGUUGUUGAUUCAUAAUAUAAUAUAAAUGCACAUUAUGAAGAUAUGAAAAGGCCUAAGUAUCGUUGUUAACAUCUUAAAAUUUGUGUUAACUUAAUAGAAUUGACUGCAGUUUGUUUAGAGUGAAGUACAGUAUUUUAUUGUUAUUUAAUUUUUGUAAAUUUAAAAGUAUAAUUUUUUUUGUGAAUACUUUUGUUUGAAGGAAUAUGACAGUAACAUUUGCCCAUUCUGUGAAGGAUGAUUUUUCUAUUUCUUGAUACGAAGGUUUAUAACCUUUAAUUGUUUAUAGAUUUUAAAAUUAACCAAAUGAGUACAUAUGAUAGUGAAAAGUCAAUUAAAAAAUUUGUU